Molecule: messenger RNA, 1029 nt
Organism: Trichoderma aggressivum f. europaeum
Lineage: Eukaryota; Fungi; Ascomycota; Sordariomycetes; Hypocreales; Hypocreaceae
Exons: 3
Coding region: 1-1029 (342 amino acids)
Cellular component (GO): mitochondrion
Molecular function (GO): metal ion binding; alcohol dehydrogenase (NAD+) activity; maleylacetate reductase activity
Source: RefSeq, a predicted model, not a curated record
AUGGACGUUGAACCGCGAAACUUCGAAUACAAUGAAAGUAGCCAGAGAGUCGUGUUUGGCAAAGGCGUUCUCGCUAAGCUACCCACUGAGGUUGCGGCGCUUGGCUGUAAGGCGCCAUUGCUGUUGACAACUCCCCAGCAAGCCACGGCCGUUCAAGAUCUUACCAAGAUACUGAAUGGUCAUGUUGCGGGUUCUUUCACCCGUGCCACAAUGCACACCCCAACCGAUGUUACAGAAGAGGCACUGGUAUAUACGAAGACUACGAAUGCGGACUGUCUCUUAUCAAUUGGUGGUGGAAGCACGGUUGGCCUGGGCAAAGCGUUGUCUCUUCGGACUGGCUUGCCUCACAUCUGCGUCGCAACAACAUAUGCUGGAAGCGAGAUGACACCCAUCUUGGGUGAAACCAACAAUAACCAAAAGGUGACUCGUGUUGACCGGGCAGUGAUUCCUAAGGUAGUCAUCUACGAUGUCAAUCUCACUUUAAGUCUGCCCACGGGCAUGAGUGCAACAAGUGGCCUUAAUGCAAUGGCGCAUGCUGUCGAGGCUCUAUAUGCAAAAGAUACGAGCCCAAUCGUUCGCCUAUUUGCCCUCGAGGGAAUUCGAUCCUUGGCCUCUUCGCUGCCUGGAGUGGUGGACAACUCUCAAUCAAUUGCCUUCCGUUCAGACGCUCUACUCGGCGCUUGGUUAUGUGGCGGGACUUUCAAUUUACCGCAUGCCGAAACCCACGCCAUUAUCCUGCCUCAUGCGCUCGCCUACAUAGCGCCUGAGAUUCCGCAAGUCAUGAAGGACCUUGCAGAAAUUAUCCCAAAUAGUGAAGGGGAUGCCAUUCAAGGACUGAAUAGAUUACUGUCCAAGUUGGGAGUUCCACCGAGCCUGAAGGCUCUGGGCAUGAAGGAGGAGGGUAUUGAGCUGGCUACGGAUAACCUGAUGAAGGCCUCGUUUUGGAACCCUCGACCGCUCAAUAGAGAUUCAAUGCAGAAGAUGAUACGGCGGGCAUGGCUAGGAGAACAGGCUUGUGUAGACCUUUAG